This is a messenger RNA of Neoarthrinium moseri, 381 nucleotides long. RefSeq lists its product as uncharacterized. Bases 1 to 381 code for a protein of 126 amino acids. NCBI's taxonomy places the organism in Eukaryota, Fungi, Ascomycota, Sordariomycetes, Amphisphaeriales, Apiosporaceae. The record is from RefSeq and is a predicted model, not a curated record. The transcript has 2 exons.
AUGCAAAACAUUGCAGAAGCUAUGGAGAACACUCUGAACAUGUCUUCUGCCAUGGGUAUGAGCACACUUGAUGAGGUUCACGACAGUCUGGAGGAGAUUGCUGAUUCUCUCGAGAACAUGCGACACUCGACCAAGGAGCUCAAUGCUGCUGCCCAGUCCAUCGUUGGGAUGGCCAGUAUUGUCGACCAUCUUCAUGAAGUGGUUCACACCAUGAAGGCACAGAGCAGCCGCGAUCUCAAAAAGAUCAAAGAGUUUCAGAAACUCCAGAAGCUGUAUCACGAGCAGUUUCACUUCCAGACUCAGGCCUUCUCCGCUGCCCUUGUGGUCGCAUCGAUAAUUAUUAUUGCCUUUUUUAGCUACGUUUUUCUUAUGCGCGUAUGA